CUCGUGCCAGCAGCCGAUGGCCUUUCCAAGCUGGGAAUUGAACUUCGCCAAUUUCACAAACAAGCCUCAAUUGAUCCGGAAACAAUCACGAUCGGAAUCCUCUCCCCACGCGACCACAGCUGCGGAAUCAACCAGUCAGCAUGUUGUCUCUGCGUCGAGGAACCGCCGUACUGGCGCGGCAGUCACGCACUGCAUUGCGUCCCCGGCAAACACGAUCAUACGCCUCCGACCACACCCACCACAACGGACCUGCCCCAGUCGAAGAGGGCAUGGGCACCUUCUUCUAUGUCCUCUUCGGUGCUGUCCCCAUCUCCACCGGCCUCUAUUACGCCACCCGCCCGGGACCGAAUGGAGAGCCAUCGAGCAUCACCACUGCCAUUGAUCGCUGGUCGGACUUGCAGAACACAUGGGAAGAGCGCAACAGCCGACACACCGAUCUCAUUGAGCAGGCUGCCCAUGACAAAAACCUUUUCUACAACUGCGAGAGGAACACUCAUGUCGAGCUCAAGUAUCCCGAGAUGUUUCAACAAGGCUCGCCAUAUUCAGUGCCGGCAGGGCACUACGUCAACCUAGACAAGGUUGUGGACCACUACAGGCAGAAGCAUGUCAACGAGGAGGAGGCUAAAGCAAGUAAGCUGGCGGCCAAGAAGGCGGAAUAAGUUGCAGCAUCUGUACGAUACUACGCAAUUGCUUGCAACAUAGAGCUUUUUUUUUGUCAGGCCUUGAUCGGCGCUUGCGCACCUAGCCGUGCAAUUUAUUCAGUGUUGCAUCCCGUGCGCCUGGCCCAUGACCAUGCGCGCCAUGUCAACCCCCAUGGGCCAACUACGGCCGUUGAUGUAUGCUGUUAGAUUGAGAUGUUUGGGCUAUCAGGAUCACAUUGAGCUCCCAGCGUAAUCGAUAUUUUGGCUCGAGAAGAGCUGUGACUUUCGAACCUAAGCUGCAAUCUAACAUAUACAUAUCCUAACCCGA
Messenger RNA from Pyricularia oryzae 70-15, 969 nucleotides. RefSeq lists its product as uncharacterized. Lineage: Eukaryota; Fungi; Ascomycota; Sordariomycetes; Magnaporthales; Pyriculariaceae. The transcript is spliced from 3 exons. Gene Ontology annotation, cellular component: mitochondrion. The coding region runs from base 141 to 659 and encodes 172 amino acids. The record is from RefSeq and is a predicted model, not a curated record.